UUACUGAUUUUUGCAAAAUAAACAAAUUAUUAGUGAAACUAUGUCCUUCUUCUUGGUGCGGUCACUUAUUCUAAAUAUAUAGCUACUACAUAGUAGUGUAGAAAACAUGUACAUUGUGGCAGAGUUUUCCUUUGAUCUUGUGAUAAAUGUAGUCAAUACUAAAGAAGAACAUGGUUUCUGUGUGAAGUGAUUAUUUUGUAGAAAUCAAGAAUAAAAUAUUUGCGUGAGUGUGAGGGAAUUAAAAUAAAUUGGUAAGGAAAUCAGAGUUGUCUUAAUAUAUUUAAGGGUUAUUAUUCUUUAAAAUAAAUAAUUACGAGAAGUGCUCUUUUUUCCACUUGAGCCCCUGCCCACAAAAUGUCUGUGCACGUCCCUGCUCCUUGUUCAGUAUUCAUCGAUGUUCAACAUACAAGGAUAUUUACAUUGGCCAUUUCUUUUUGCAGGUUUGUUGAAGCUAAGACACUUGGUGAGCAAGUUAACCAGAUCAGGAUCAGAGUCAAUGAGCUGAAGACCCAGCUGAAAAUUAGACGAAAGCAAAUGGCAGCCCAAGGAAACCAAACAGAAUCAGAGUCAGACUCUGUUGAGGAGAGAAUCCUUAACCAGAUAGAGGAGGAGAAGAAAAAUUACAAGAUCACAUCUGGAUAUUUAAAAGGGUUGAAGACAGAGAUUGAACAUCUACGGCUGUUGCGUGAAAAGGCGAAAGUGAAACUCCAAAAGGACUUCGAGAAUUGGUGGACUCAAGAGGGUGCUAGACUACAGGGCCACAGUGCAGAGAACACAGGAAGCAGUCUAAGUCACGUCAGCCCUCUCAGCUGCAUGUUUACUAGGUGACAAUGUUGUAUAUGCUAUGACA
Megalobrama amblycephala (Wuchang bream) is the source of this 850-nucleotide messenger RNA. RefSeq names its product kinesin-like protein KIF6. NCBI's taxonomy places the organism in Eukaryota, Metazoa, Chordata, Actinopteri, Cypriniformes, Xenocyprididae. The record is from RefSeq and is a predicted model, not a curated record. Bases 355 to 828 code for a protein of 157 amino acids. The transcript has 5 exons.